CAACAAGGUGCCAUUAUUCAAGUCAUGGAUUUCACCUUUCCCACGCAAAAGAAAGUUGUAUAAACAACAGCAAUAUCUAUCUCAUAAAGAGAAAAAAAGAAGCUUUUGUUCUUCCUCUCCUUCUCUCAUAGAAUUAGAGAGAGACUAGGAGAGAGGCCAUGAAGAACACCAUCAGAUGCUGCAUCUCUUGCAUUCUCCCAUGUGGGGCUUUCGAUGUGAUCCGUAUCGUUCACUCUAACGGGCAUGUCGAGGAAUUCAGCGAGACGAUUCGAGCAAGUGAGGUCAUGAAGGCGAAUCCAAAGCACGUCUUGAGAAGGACAACCACCUCGUGUUCAUCGUCGGAAGGGGGACUUGUUCGGAGGAUCGUGAUAUUACCGCCUGAUGCAGAGCUUGAAAGAGGGAAGAUCUAUUUCCUGAUGCCUGAGAAGACUCGUUCGUCAUCUAAUACAAGGAAGAAGAAGAAGAAGAGAAGAGAACCAGAGAGCAACAAAAGUAUUGGAAGCUCGAUUGGGGUGACAAAGGUUCUGAUAUCCGAUCGAUACUUAUCAGAAAUUUUGUCUGAGAAGAUACCCAUGCAAAGGGAUCGUCGGCGGGGCCGCAUCGGUGUUUGGCGGCCGCAUUUGGAGAGCAUCAAUGAAAGCCCAACGGACUGCUGAAAUCCAGUCUCUAACUCUCCGGAGUUAUAUUUAGAUUAUGAUCUCUUCUGUGUACACACCCAAAAAAAAAUUCUGAAUUUUGUGCUGUUUUUAUUACUGAAUUUUGGGCAAUGAAUUUCAACUGUUUUUGAGAGAGAGAGAGAGACUUUGGCAAUUAGAAAAAAGAAGAGAUAAGGAGGUUUGCACGUGUGCCUACGUGUGCAUGUAUGAGGCUCUAAGGUCAGGGCCUCUUUGGAUUUGGCAAACUUAUCUCGUGACUAGUAACCUAUGACAAGCUGUAAAUGCUAAUAGGUUAUGAACAUUCCAUUGCUGAUUAGUCGUUCAGUCCGCGCUU
Messenger RNA from Magnolia sinica, 990 nucleotides. RefSeq lists its product as uncharacterized. The transcript has a single exon. Bases 159 to 656 code for a protein of 165 amino acids. NCBI's taxonomy places the organism in Eukaryota, Viridiplantae, Streptophyta, Magnoliopsida, Magnoliales, Magnoliaceae. The record is from RefSeq and is a predicted model, not a curated record.